Dermacentor andersoni is the source of this 10949-nucleotide messenger RNA. Its product is annotated as protein halfway-like. Gene Ontology annotation, cellular component: plasma membrane. Lineage: Eukaryota; Metazoa; Arthropoda; Arachnida; Ixodida; Ixodidae. Gene Ontology annotation, molecular function: protein binding. The record is from RefSeq and is a predicted model, not a curated record.
CAUGGCCGCGCCCGCUCUAGUGUUGCUGUUUCGCUAUCGGUCUCGGUGAUAGACUUCUUUUCAGGCGUUCAGGAUGCUUUCUUUCCGUCUCUUCCUUUCACAGUGGAAUUGUCGCGUAGAGGUUGACCGACAGAGUGCAUCUUGAAGCUUUUAAUUUAGACUGUCGGGCCAAUUAUAGUCGUAAAAAACGGAGGUCGGGUAAGGUCAACAACUUUGUUUACGUACUGCCGAUGGACCGCCUUAUCGGGAUUCGUCGCUGCUACGAAAGAUCCCCGAAGGAUUAUUCCAGGUAACACCUCUGAUGUCCAAGCUACGGCAGGCUGUCACGUUGCAGCUUCACCGCCAUUCAAGCUUGUGAAGCAUGGCUGUCCGGUCGCUGGCCGCAGAGCAGCUGCAGCUCUUUCUCCUCCUCCUGUCGUCAUGUGCACUUGCCAGCGCCUUCGGCACAGCAGACGAGCUCGACAAAGCAUACCCAUGUGGCUGCUUUGGCAAGAUGACAGCCGACGGCGAACACCUCUGGACGUGCACGGGGGACGGGGACCUCACACAGCUGCACGUGUGCUUUGUCCGAGCACCGGAGGUGGCGCCCCACGGCCUGACACUGCGAAAUAUCAGCAUGACCAUCCUCACGGUGGGCUCAGUCCGAUUUGUGGCCAAGCUGGAGUCCCUGUUGGUGCACGAGUGCCGCUUCAAGGACCUGAACCUGGAGGGUGCCAGCAACCUCACCUUGCUAAAUUUGGCAUUCAACCAGUUGCAGGCUGUUGACAAGGCGUGGUUUACACCCCUCGCCAAUCUGAAACUGCUGAACCUCUCGCACAACUUACUGACUACACUGCCGGCUGACUUGACCCACGACCUGAAGGUGCUGGACACAGUGGACCUAUCGCACAACCAUUUUCUGAAGCUCAGCGUGUCCUGGUUUAGCAUGGCGUCGCCCUUGCUGCAUCUGAAUGUGUCGAACAACAAGCUAGAACGUGUGGCCGCUUCGGACGAUGAAGCGGCGGCGCUCUUUGGCGAACAUCUGAUGGCACUGCGCUCGCUGGACCUCUCAAGGAACCAGUUGCAUUCGGUGCCAGGGUUGGAGCUUCUGAAGAAACUGAAGACGCUGUGGCUCAACCAGAACCUUCUCAGCACCCUACCGCCGCAUGCCUUUUCUAACAACACGGCGCUGGAGCACUUCUACCUAUCUGGAAAUUCGUGGCACUGCGAUGAUGACUUUGCUAAGCGCCGAAACAUGUUGCUGCAAUCACUUACCGCACGAGCGGCCAAUCACGGACCAGUCGUCGAGCUCCACGAUGUCAGCGCCACCGAGUGUGCCUCACCACUGCAAUGGAAGGGCCGCAACCCGUUCCUCUUCGGCUUUGCCCUCUGCGAACAGUGCUCGUGCAAAAUUGCCGAGGCGCUUACUGUGGACGUGAACUGCACAGGGCGAGGUCUGGAGGAGUUGCCCCUGAAUCUGCCCUUGCGAGCACGCAUGCUGCGGCUGGCCAACAACCGCAUCAAGUCGCUCAUGCUGACCUCGAAAGGGGAAGGCUGGGACAGCCUGCUGAUGCUUGAUGUUCAUGGCAACGAGAUUUCAUCCAUUGAUCAAGUAGUGGGCACCCGCUCCCUGCGGUCACUGAUGGCGCUUCACCUGACCAACAACCGGCUGAGUCGACUGGCCUCGCACGUGCUUCAACACCUGAGUGGCCACAAGAUGGACGACCUGCGUCUGAGCGGCAAUCCCUGGCUCUGUACCUGCGAAACCGUCAACUUCGCCACCUGGCUGCAGGACAACAAGAAGGUGAAGGAUGUGGAGGAGAUCCGCUGCUCAGAUGGCAGUCCGGGGGCAUUGACAGGCAGGACCAUCUACUCACUGCCCAAGUCGGACUUGUGCCCCCAGCCCACGGACUGGACGCAGGGCCUGUUGGAUGCACUCAGCGUCCUCAUGGCCAUUGCCAUCAUCGCCAUCCUUGCAAAGCUGGGACGUGACUACUGGCGCCAGAAGCGCACAGGCAAGCUGCCCACCUUCUUCAGCUUUGUGUGAGCUAGGCCUAAAAGCUGCAUUGAGUUGCCACCGAAUAAGAUGCAACAAGAAAUGUUGAAAAUCCUGAUGGAAGACUGAGUGCAUUGCUUCCGGUGGGAAGGACCACUGAAGCGAGGAAAGGCUGCCUGUGUUUUCAUGCCGUGUCGCCUUUCUGGCAUGAAUCUUCACGGCACGUAGCCUUCAUUCAAAGGUCUUCAUGACAUGACACUUUGUGGAAGUCUUCGGGGUAUGUAAAAUCUUCACAGAAUGAGAGAUGUGGAACUGGACACUGUUGGCAACAGUCAUCUUUUAGAAUAGUUUAAGUUCAAUUCAUUUGUAAUCACAAGCUUUGUGCAGUGAUUCACUUCCCGAGUGCAUGGGGUGUCAGAAAGCAUCUUGGCUUUUUGAUGGAAACUGUGCCUGGAAGUUUCAGAGAUUCAACUGGGAGGAACAACAGGCACUCCACUUAAUGUUAGCUUAUAGCCAGAAAGCAGUCCUAAGGACAGUGCUUGGCAAACGUCUACAGUGCCAGACACACUAGCAGCAUUAGCUGCAUUACACUUCAGAACAUCCAGAACAUCAGUGUAUGAUUUCAGUGUAUGUGCAACAACAUGGAUUGCGUUUGUGGCGAGGGACAUAGAUUCUGCCAUCUGUUGCGAUUGCAUUGUGGGGACACAAUUCAGCUGAUGCUCCACUUCUGGACAGCAUCUGGCAGUGUCACAACAGAGCAGCGACUGAUUUGUUAUGUGCAGUGAUGUCGCACUGUCUUAUACAUAUUCUUUCUGCUCACACGUGGUAAUGGCACAUUGAAAAACUCCCGUGGAAUCUUGCCAAAGUGUGCUUCAUUCUUUCUCGAUCACCAGAUGGCCGAGUGUUCUUGUGCACACAUUUUUAUGCCAUUGUGUCAGCAGUCAUGACAUUCUUUUGCAAGCUUUGUCAAGAGAUGUGGAUCCUUGUAAGGCACCUAAGGAGGGAUGUUUGUUUACAUGUGCAUGAAGCUGUGUUGUGGUUUAUCUUGCAGUAGUGUGGCCAGCAUUGAACAUUCAUUGAGAUGACAUACUUAACCUCUACCUGCAUGAUAGCUUCAGUGCUAUUCAUGCCUGCAUCUGAUUUUUGAAGGCAGAUUCUUUCACGCUAUUCAUAUGGUGCAGUGCAUGUACAACUGUUUGAGCUCAUGGCAUUACUGUGCAUAAUUUUCACAGGUCAUAGUGCCACCACACUUAUGACCAUCAUCACGUAAUCAUGAUGUUGGUAAGGUGAAGGGACAGACAAGCGCUUGGAACAUGAAGCGAGAUAUCCCUGCUGAUGGGAAGAUUGUUUGUCAUAGAAGCUAGAACGAGCUAUGUUUUCCCUAAUAAAUGUAUAUUUAUAUUUUUAAUUCUUCUCUAAAAGUUGCAAAAAAUGACCUUUGACACCCUACGUGGCAGCAACGUGAAAUGUAUAAGAGGCCUGUCAUGUGAUGUUCUAUGUAUUAGUGUAUGCUGUUCCUGGUCUUUUCAUUAGUAUUGGAAUGCAGUACACUUUUUUCUGUUUUAAGUUUUUUUCUCCUUUACAAUGUGCAGAUAGGCCUUCGUUUGUAGUAACUAGAAAAGUGGCGCUUCCUUCACCUUCAUUUUCAAUGAGUUGGCUUGGCUCAUCUAUUGGCAGAACGACGACGGGGUCCACCCAGCCAAGACAUAGGCAGUUAUGUGGGGAAAAACACGUUACAAGUAGAAGAAAGGUCUGUACAACAAUGUGAACUUGUUGUAGCAACUUAUUUUCAAAAGUGGUUGAAAAGGUUAAAAUUUAGGUGGCUAACCAUAGUUACGCUCACUCAUGUGAAAGCAGAAUGAUGGGCAGCUUUCACAAUUUAUGAGGCGGGCUAUCAACAUCACUCUCACUUCUCAGUGUUGCUGGAGGAGGGACUCUUGCUUUUUUAGAGGCAGCCCAGAUCGAAAAAUUCUGCUUACAAAACAUCCGUGUGCUUUUGGAAGUAACUGCUUCAGGUGUAAACACUACCGGGGGUGAGCUUUGCAUUGCGCCAUAAAAACUAGGUCCUUAAAAAUUGCUUGUCAGCCCCUUUAAAGCCUUAAGAUAAGAAUGUGCACCAAACAGUUUGAGCGCAAGAUUUUUCUUUCAGAUAAAUGAUGCUCCAGUCAGCUUCACCACCGAGAUGCUAAAGCCACCAAGUGUUAAAAAAUUGCAGUGCCUCACAAGGUAGCUGCUGCAGAGAGAUAGUCAUUGAAACCAAAAUCAAGCACAAGUUAAAAGAAAUUCAUCAGAGUUGAGCCAGCAAACUGCAUGGAUCAAAGCAGAAGAUUUGAAAGAAAAGAAAGGAAGACCUGUGAUCUUUAUUGAGCAGAUUAUUCAUGCAAUGCUUUCUUCUACUUGUAGGUACUCUGUGGAAUACAGGAACUUGUACUUUGGAUAAUAAUGAGUUAGCUGUUGGUAGUGUCCCAGCUUCUCAUACUAUGUUUAAUAAUAUUGCUGUCACUCUUAAUACUAAGCAUUAGAGUGUCAUAGUACAGUAGAACCUCGUUAAUUCGAAGUCCCCAGACCACAAAAACUCUUCCAAUGAACCGGGUUUUUGAAUGAUCAAAAACAUGCAAAGCAAAGCAUGCAUGCAAAGAAAGCAAAGUAAGCGCACGAUAUGCCACCACAUCAACACUGCAACUUUAUUUUGCCUUCGAAAUGUUCACUUCAAGUAUUCAUCGAUGCGUGACUGCUUGGCAUUGUAACUCAGAGAUCUGUAGUCUUCUAUUUGGCUAACAAUGCACAGUUUUUCACUGUUGCUACCACUGCACCCGACAAAACGGUGCACAAUGUUCAUCGAGCCGACCACUGUAAAGGCAUAUUGAUAUAUUGGCAUAUAUUUUUCGGCGCCUUAACCCAGGGUAUCGCCAUUUCUGGAUGCCGCCGUAACAACACCUAUGUUGAGCAUCUGGGGCAAUUCCCCUUGAAAGAGCAUGCCGCUGCCUUUCAGUCACCCUAUGCGUUGCACCGCAGACUCCUCGUCGCCAUCUUAACUGCUUCAAUAUUACUUGACGUAUAGCUGCUAUGCUACUCAAGUCACUCUUUCAACUCAUGUAUUUUUUUUUUUGUCUUUUGUGUUACUCGUGCACUGACCGCCUGACCGGCUCUUCUAAUGCCACAAAAAUAUGCCGCCACCGACACCCCUGAAUGCUUCCUAACCUCUCGCCUCCCCAACGCCCUCCCAUGCCCCCAUCUUUCUUUUUUUUUUCUUUCUUGUUCUUUCCCUCCUUUUUUUUUGUCUUGGUGUCGUCCUGGCUUUUUUUUUCUCUGCUUUUCUUUCUUUUCUUUUCUCCCCGCGUUCCCACUCUUGUCCCCUCGUCUUGGGAAUGAAGCUCACAGACGUUGGACGACAGCGCUCAUUACCUCUGAAGUCUCUCCCUUUAAAACCAGCCGCCAGCGACAACACCCGCACGUGACGUCACUGCACUAACCCUUUAAAACUAACACGCCGAGGAUGACGAGGCCGCCUUUGAUGAAGAUAGGUCCUCCUAUCGAAAUGUUGGCCAGCCUUUCUGAGGCACCUUAUCCCUGUUUCCAAACUUUAUACCACACUGUGCUAUUCCAUCUAUCAGCCCCUUUCUUGAUUUUGGUCAACAUAGUACUUGCAAUACUUACAAAAUGUAGCCCAGGUAUAGAAAAAUGUAGCAUUAAUAAUUUUGUAAGGUGGAAAAAAAUUUUUUUUCUCUGCUAGCUGAAAAAAAAUUCUAACUCUUGCAAAAAAUUAUUAGAUUUAAACACACUGUGUGAUAAUUUGUUCCACUCUUUCACGGUCCUGUAUAUCACUCUCCCGGUGUCUUGUACUAAGCUGUAUAAUGCGCUUGUACAUAUUGCUGCCAUUGUUUUUAGUACUAAGUCUUAUUGCACUAGUAUAGCUGUCACUGUUUCUGGUACUGAGCAUUACAAUGUGCUCAUAGUAGAACCUUGUUGAUGUGUUCCGGUUUCGUAUGUUUUCCCAGUGCCAACUGCGAUCGUAUGAUACAUUUUGUGGCUGCUAGAUCCCAUGCAAACAAGAACAUGCAUGAGGCACGCGCGAUUGAGAACAGUACAUAGCUGCCCGCCACAGCGGCUUCAUCACAAUACUAGCCCGGCCGUCUCACGUGAAAACACCGGCACACAGUCGGUUUCUCAUUUUAGUGUCAGCAGAUCUCCGGGGUCGUCGCACGUGGCAUUCACUGCUAUCACCGCCAAUCCUACUGCGAUAAGCAUCUUCGCCUAUCUGUUUAACAGCACGUGGUGACGUUGGAAGCCUAGCGCACGCUUUUAGUAGGUGAGGUAUGUAGCUUUUAGCCUAAAAUGGCCAUCCAGUAUGUAAACUAGAGAGGUAAAUUGAUUUAAUUUGAUUUGAUUGAUAACCGAAAUGCGCCACAGUUCUUUGCUGCAGGCUGUGAUCGUAUACAUUUUCUGGCCGCUAGAUCCCAUGUGAACACGAAAAGGCGCGAGACGUGCACGAUCGAGAGCAGUGUAUAGCUGCCAGCUUCACAUGAGAACGACAGCGCGCAUAGUUUCUUUUUCCGGUACCUGCAAAUAUCCGCCUGGGUCGUCGCACGAUACAUUCACAGCUAUCGCUGCUAAACCUCUUGCGAUAAGCAUCUUUACAUAUCCAUUUCACAGCGCGUGCUGCGUAGUGCCAUUGGUAGUGUACUGUGCGAUUUUGUGCUGAAGUGUGCCGCCGUUCCCUGGUGGGCAUCACGUUUGGCUUCAGCGGCAUCAGGUGUCGCCUACCAGCUCGAUUCGUUUCUGUUUCUCGUCACCCCACCACGCAAUAAAAAAACAAUAUGCGUCUGGGGCCGCCGGAGCACCACCAGCUUGACACACGUCGUCGUCUCGUGCUGCAACGAUCUGCGUGACGCCUUGCAUUUCGUAGAUGUCAACAAUAGUUGAGUUUUUUUAAUUCUUUUAGUUACUUCAGAUCAUACGUUUUCCUGGUUAGUACGUUUUUUCUCGCGUUUGCUUCCGAAACGUAUAAACGAGGUUCUACUGUAUAUCACUGUUGCAGUUUUCAGGGCAAAACAUAAUGCCUUAGUAGAUCUGCCACUAUGGUGCUGAGCUUUAAAAUGCGUUUGCAUCGCCUUCACUGCUCCCGAUACGAAAUGUUACAAAAAUGCUAGUACUAUUGGGUUCACUGUUUAUAGUACGAAGCAUUGCAAUGCGCUAAAUGAUAUUCCUGUCACUGUUCCUGUUUCUGACACUAAGCAUUAUAAUGUGCUGGUAUCGCUGUGAUUGUCAGAGUCACAAGUUCGCAGUUUCGGCACUUCAUAGGCUGGUUGCAUAACAUCAAAUCAGUGCAUACCUGUCGGAAAAGUAGCGACCCAAGGGUUAGAGAGCAUCACAUGACAAUCAGCUUUGCAGCUUGCAGUGAGUGAAUAGAUAAGAUAGGAUGUGCUACUGUCUAGUGGCAGAAGGGCAGUGGGGGCUGUGGCUGGGUGAGCUAAUCAAGUGAGAUAUCUGUGAGUGCUGCUGUAGAUGAAUGCGACCACACACCACCCAGGGCUUAGUGCACUGGAGGAAGGCUUUUGGCUCGUCAGGUUUUCACAGUUCUGCCAAGGUGUCGUCAGUGUUUUCACGCUUGUUCGUGGCCAAGUGAUACAUGGUCGUUCCAUAAUACCUGUGCAGUGGUUAUGUAGCUGUUUAGAUAAUCUGAUGUGAUUGAUAUAUACAGUGUUUGUACGUUUAGAAUUUUACGCUUUCUUUAAUGUGCUGGCUUACGUGUGUGGGCUCUACAAAUCUAAUGGUGUCACGUUGGAUCCGAAAACCAGUACGAGUUUUUCCUUGGCAGCAGAGCUUUCUUUCUGAGGAACCAAUAUACAGAUUGUACCUUGAUGCUACUUUUUGGUAUAAGCCAAUUUUUUUUCUUUUACAAAAGCUUUGUUGUUUCCUUUUCGGUAGUUUCUGUCCACAAUAUUUAUCUAGUCCCUAAAGAUGGUAAUGAAAGUUUGUUUUGCAAAGCUUUAUUGUUUUCCUUGUUUCUUUUCUGCAAGAGAGAUUGGAUGCUCAAUGUUGCACAUAAGGCUGGCAUGGACCAGGAAGUCCUUACUUAAAUCACAUUGUUUGAUCUUCACAGGCAUUCAUCAAAGCAUCACAACACUUGGAAAGUAUAAAUUGUUUGUUUUGUAUGUAUGAAUUUUUUUUAAAUUGAGAAAGAUUGUUCUUAAGAGUAGUGAGCGUGUGCUAAAUGUCAGCAGACAAUCUGCCUGCUUUUCUCCCAUUGGCCAUGUAAUGCUGUCACUCUAGCAGAGGUAUCAAGCUGCUUAGUUUUACUCCGUGUCCAGUGUGUGUAAGCCAACUAUGAUAUAUUAAGUGCACAUUUGUUGCACGAAAGUGUUCGCUGUCCUCGUGACAAUUACCCUAUUAAUCUUGUCUACACGUCGCAUACCCCUAUAAUUACAGGAGCAUUGUAAAGUUCAUCUUACCAUCCGAUAAUGUUUUUCUUUUUCUUUUAAAUCUGCAUACAGAGGCGCUCAGUAUGGUAGUGAUCCUUUGUGAAGAAGUUUUUGAAGAGUCGCAUUUAAUUCUUGACUUGAGCUUCAUUCCAUUGGCUGGUUGUUUUUGUAUAAUUUAUUCUAUUGUUUUGCACACAGCUCACUCCUUGCAGUAGCAAUGCAUUAUGUUGGAUUGAUACCACAAGCUGCACUUCUGGUUGUCUUUAACUGUAAUGAAAAAAAUAUGUUUUUGCCACUUAGCAUUAGUAUUCAGCAAUCCCAUGUGUUGAUAUGCAGUUGCACAAGACUUUAAAUAGGAUAUAAUUUUAUUUUUAUUUAUUUGUAAAAUAUCUUACAAGGCCCUUACAUGGGGCGUUGAGUAAGGAGGGCAUAGAAUCAAGUAAGCACAUACAAUCUAGUAACAAUAUGGUGGUGUAUGGGAUAAUUGGUCAUGGAGAUUAUCAGCAUUGUGAGUUUUUGUUUUCUUAAGUUUUCAAUAGUUUACGCAUUUAAGUAAUGCACAAGCAGUUUGGUGCCUAGUGGUGCAGUUUUAGUAUGAAAUCUGCUAAAUUGCAACGUAUAACAUGUUGAAGGAAGCCACAGAUUGUUUUUCUCCAUGUUUGAAAAGAGCAGUCUGGCCUCACUUAUACGUCGUAAAUUAUCGUAAUGUUGGGAAAUUCGUAACAGUGCAAGUCCAGGGUUGCCCAUAAUUUGUUUGCUUGUCUGCGCAAUGUCAGCAUUUGGCCCAGCGCAGUUAUUUGCUGUUAAACUUUUUUUAUUUGCUUUCUUAUGUGUUCAUUUCAUGCUCAACAUUCGAAACAAGGUUUUAUUUGUUUGUCUUUUUCAUUGUUGUACACUCGAACUUCCGAAGUCUUGUUUUACAUGUAACAUACUGAUUUUGGCGAGAAACAUUUAGAUUUGUUAUAUUCGAGUUCGUUGAAUAUCAAGGUAUGACUGUACAUAUACUUGCCGCUGUGGGAUCUUAGGUUUUCCUGAAAGUCAUUUGGGACGCAUUUGCUGCGCAGCAAAUGUAUCCUAAAUGUCUUUGAUAGGUUUGCAUUAUCAGUGGUCACUUGUGUAGUCCUUCCUGAGACACAUUUUGGCCACUGUUUGUUCAAUGUGUGUGUGUGCAAGCAGUACAAAAUACUUGCUAGUCAAGAACAUUAGUUGUUUACUACUGUGGCACUUGAAACGACAUUGUGCUGCAUUGAAUGUAGUUUUUUUUUAGGAACCAUGGAUCACUAUGCAUUGUUUGGUGUGGUGGUGCCCAGUGAUAUAGAGAAGAGGUGGCAGGUGCAUAGUACGAGUUUUCAAGUGAAAUGGGCAUUGCAGUGUUGGAUAAACGGCAUUUGCAACAGUGUCCGAGCUUGGAAAAUUUGAAAUUUUAUUGCCCAGGAAAUCAUCUCGUCCGAACUGCUGUUGUUUCUUCAUUAGACUGUACGGCCACGCAGAUUCUUAAUGUCGUUGCAUCAUCUUUGUGUGGCAGCAAAAGACGGCAGUGGGAAGUCAUGCAUUUUUGUUGCUACCCCUGUUAUCAUGUCUUCACUGGCAUUGGCUCAUUAUUAUGUUGUGAAAAGGAACUGUUAUCGUUGCUCAUUUUUAAGGUAAUGUUAAUUUUAUGUUGUUUUAUUUCUUCUAUGCCUUGAUUAAUUUUGAGGCUGGCUGGGGUAAAGGGAGAUGUGAUUCACUUGCAUGAGCACCUAAUUUUUGCAGUUUUCAUAAACAGCUCUGCUAUUUGCAAAAAAAGUAGGUCUUGUGAACCGUUUGCUCAUGUACCACAGUACGCAACCAUUCACCUUCCAUUCCACUCGUGAAUAAAAAGUUGUUCAGGUACAAUUGCUCACAAAGACUUGAAAAAUAAUUUUUAUUCACAGAAAUCUGCUCAGUUUGCUUUGCCUGUAUUGCUGUUUUUCUUCUUUCUGUUUUUAGUACUUCCAUGUUCACACUGGUGUUUCAAAAUGGGAUUCAUUUGUGAACAAUAUUAAAACUUAUUAGUGACUGUCAAAGUUGUCUCACAGCUGCAUUCGGUGUUACAGAAAGGUAAUAAAUUGAUGAUGCCAUGUGCAAAAUAUACAAAAAUGUUACAUUGCAGCUUAAGCAUAAGAUGGUAAUUUCCUUGUAUCGAAAUUAAAAUGACGUAUGUCAACUGGUGACACAUUAGUGCACGUCUUCGUGUACAUCUGCAUAUAAUGAUGGUAUUUUUGUAACUGCUUAGCUACACAGUGUGUCUUCCCAGUAAAUUAAAUUUUUGUUUAUCAUAGAGUGAAUCAUUUAGGCUUUUCUGCUUUAUAAUGUGUGUGAAUGUGUAUUGCAGUUGCUCACAGCACUUGAACAAGUGAUUUUUUUUAAGUAGCAAGUGUUAAAAACAAGCUUUUAAUAUUUGUCUUUUCGCUGGAUGCAUUACGACUGUGAGAUUUGAUUUUGGUCUAGUUUGAACAGUUGAGUUCAAGUUGAAUUUUAGUAUUGUUUCUUGCUUUAUGAGAAAAAAUAAAGAAUUCUUUUUGUCUUUGUAA